Ixodes scapularis (black-legged tick) is the source of this 1944-nucleotide messenger RNA. Its product is annotated as kelch-like protein 17. Lineage: Eukaryota; Metazoa; Arthropoda; Arachnida; Ixodida; Ixodidae. The transcript is spliced from 10 exons. The record is from RefSeq and is a predicted model, not a curated record. Gene Ontology annotation, molecular function: protein binding. The coding region runs from base 1 to 1944 and encodes 647 amino acids.
AUGCCUGCCUGCAUUUGCUUCCAGAGCAAAUCAACGAUGGCCAUAAGCUCCACUCCAGCAGAUCCUGACCUGAUUGAGAUGAUAGUUGAAGAUGAAACAAUUACUUUUAGCAGAUCUCUCUUGAUGCAGUGCAGCCCCUUCUUUCAGAACACGUUUAAGGAUGGUCGAGCAAGAAAGAAACGGGUGGUUGUCUCUGGAGUGAGCGGCCAGACGUUCAAAGACCUUCUGGAGUACAUGAAAACUGGAAAGCUGGAGUUGUCCUGCAAUAACGUUGCAGAGAUAUUUCAUGCUGCCUGUAAACUGCAGAUGCCAGACAUCAUAUGCCGGUGCAUUGAAAUGGAAACUCACACGAGCCCAAUUGGACGGCAAAUUAUCCUCUACAAAACAGCCAAACGCAUGAGCAUUCCGGAGGAAAAAAAUUCAGCAUUUCACCACCUGAUCUCAAAUUUUUCGCUGGUCUCAGAGUCCAAAGAGUUUUUGGAGCUUGAUGCCAAGGAUGUGUGUGAACUGUUGUCGGCCGAUGUCCUUGGGUGCAGGGGAGAAAUGGAUGUGUUCAGUGCAGCUUGCCAUUGGAUAAAUCACAAAGUGCACCCAAGGAUGGCCUAUGCGUCAAGGCUUAUGCACUGUGUGCGGUUUGCCCUUAUGAACCUCAUUGAGCUCAACCAGUGCCUGGAAACUAAGACGCCACCGGGACUUUCCAACAUCCGCAGUGUGCGAAUCAUGAUCCUCAGUGCUGUUUGCUUUUGGGUUGCCAAGGCUGCUGGAAAGGAAGCAGAAGUCAGCCAUCUUGCACGUAAAUCUCGUCAGUACAAGGUGCUAUCUAAGAAAUCAUCUCUAAAGAACACUGAUCAUCAAGGAACUCUCUUUCUUAUCGGAGGGGCAGAGCGAGAUCUUACCGAUCGUGCGCCAUCAAACUGUCCCAUCCUCAGCUACGACGUAAAGACUAACAGCUGGAACCCAAGAAAAACGCUCCCAGUUCAUCGCUAUGGCCACAAAGCAGUCUAUUUGGAUGGCCACAUUUAUAUUGUUGGUGGAUUUGAAAACUUCAGCCCCGUAAAUCUUGAAAAGACUUCCAGCCGUUGCUGUUUUUGGUAUGAAGUGAGUCGUGGACAGUGGGGGAUCAUGGCACCUCUCAACUCUACCAGAGCAUAUCAUGGUCUCGCAGUACUUGGAAAUUCCGUUUAUGCUGUUGGGGGUGUGGACAGCAACAACAGACUCCUUGGGUGUGUGGAGCGGUAUGACAAGACAAUGGAUGAAUGGACCAAACUGAGCAGCGAACUGUAUUCCCCAAGGAUGGCAAUGGGGUCGUGUGGACACAGGGGACAACUGUGGGUGGCCGGUGGAAUUGUGCAAAUUGGCCGGAGAACCUGCUCCACUGCAUACGUCGAAGUGUACAGUCCCGAAGCUGAACGGUGGUCUUUUGCAGUCAACUUUCUGCCAUCCCCAAGGAGUUGCUUGACAUUGGUGGAGUGUGACGGAAUUCUCUACGCUGUUGGAGGUCUUCUGAGCCAUAGGGCGGGCAAACAGAGGAGCUUCACAACUGUGGAAGACAUGCUUGUACUUGUUGACGACCGCAAUGCAUGGGUCGACAAAACUCCAAUGCCUAUGGCUAGACACAGUGUUGUCACCACUACCCAUGAUGGUUUGGUUUUUGUGUUGGGAGGAAAACAAGCUGAGAAGCCAGAAUGUCGCUUUGACAGCAUUCUUGCCUUCGACACAAGACAGGACCAAUGGUUUUGUUUGGGAAAUGUGCCAAAAAAUCUCUCCGAUUACCACUGUGUCCUCGUGCCUCCAAGGCGGCCAUAUGAAAACUUGAGACAACUCCUGACGAGUCGUGGAGACCACACACUGGCUUACAAAAUUACCGACAAGCUUUCUAACGUGGCUGCAGACGUAAAAUCAUACUCACAGGGAGAUGUUGCUCUGAAGAAAAACCUGAGCUGA